AUGACUUCCGACCAGGGGCCACGACAACCUUUGAAGAAUGCUCAAGAUUGUUUCACUUACUCGUGGCCGAUCAAGAAUUUUAACGAACUUGUGAGCUUUUAUCCAAGCUCUCAUUUUGUUCUUAGUGAGAGAUUCUGGUCACCGCGCCUCCCUUCGAAGAAUCCUUAUUUAUGGCGUGCAAAACUAUACCCUAAUGGUGUUAACGAACAAGCUAAAGCAUAUAUAUCCUUAUAUCUCGUAGCAAUUCAAACACCAUAUGAAAAAUCAAAUAAUAUAACUUGUAGAGAGAAGCAAUUCCGUCUAGAGGUUUUUCGCUUGUACACUGAUACCACCACAUCCAUACAAACCCCAGUGCUUAUUCGAAAUGAGACUUUUACGAUGAAAUUCGAGUUUGAAGGUUUAGAUGACUUUGGUCGACAUCGUUUCUGUUCUUUUGAUAGUUUAUUUCCUAAUGGAGAUUUGAGUGACGAUGUUGACUUGUUAAUACGUAUCAAGAUUUUCAAUGAUGUCCCCCAAGAAUGCGAGGUGCCAAUUGAAUCUGAUGUAUUUGAAUUCCCAACAUUCGCUGAGCACUUGAACGAUUCACGAUAUAGCGAUGUAGAGUUUACGUUCGACUGUGGAAAUCGUAUCAAGGCUCAUCGGAUAAUUCUAGCAACAAGAUCGAAAUAUUUUGAAAAGUUGUUGGGAGACAAAUGGAGAGAGUCACAGAUGAAGGCAAUAGCAAUAAAACAGAUGGAAUAUACGACAUUUCGUUCAGUUCUCUAUUAUCUAUAUACUGGGGGACUGGAAGAGGAUUUACAAUUCGAUGUGCUGAAAGACGUUUAUUCCAAGGCCGAUAUGUUGAAUCUUGAAAAAUUUGGUGAAAUGGUAGCCGACAGAAUUGCAGAGAUGGUUGAUUUAAACAAUUGGAAUGAGGUUCUUACAUUAGCUUGGGAAGUGGGCGAUUCUCAAUUGAGGGCGGCUGCAUUAGAUUUUGCGGUCGCUAAUUGGUCAGACAUACGAGAUAGUGAGAAUAUGCGGAAAAUAAUGGCAUGCG
Molecule: messenger RNA, 1036 nt
Organism: Paraglomus brasilianum
Lineage: Eukaryota; Fungi; Glomeromycota; Glomeromycetes; Paraglomerales; Paraglomeraceae
Source: the annotation of a GenBank genome assembly